Maniola jurtina (meadow brown) is the source of this 1804-nucleotide messenger RNA. It is a transcript of the gene Elp3, whose product is annotated as elongator complex protein 3. Gene Ontology annotation, biological process: tRNA wobble base 5-methoxycarbonylmethyl-2-thiouridinylation. Gene Ontology annotation, cellular component: nucleus; elongator holoenzyme complex; cytoplasm. The record is from RefSeq and is a predicted model, not a curated record. NCBI's taxonomy places the organism in Eukaryota, Metazoa, Arthropoda, Insecta, Lepidoptera, Nymphalidae. Bases 83 to 1747 code for a protein of 554 amino acids. Gene Ontology annotation, molecular function: iron-sulfur cluster binding; acyltransferase activity, transferring groups other than amino-acyl groups. The transcript has 7 exons.
AUUGGCUGUCAUGUUGGCUGUCGUCAUGUUAUUGUGAAAUAAAAACUUACAUUUUCUAAAACUUAUUAGAAAAUCACAAAAAAUGACGAAAAAGAAGCCAAUGCCGAACCUCUCGAAAGAGGAGAAAAUGGUGAUAGUGAUAUCCGAGAUAAUACAAGAGCUGUUGAUCGCGCACCGUCAAGGCAAAGAUGUUAACCUCAACAAGAUGAAGACGAGAAUCUCUUCGAAAUACGGACUUGGUACCUCGCCGCGCUUGGUGGAUAUCAUAGCUGCGGUGCCUGCUGAUGCUAAAAGUGUCUUACUACCCAAAUUAAAGGCUAAACCCAUACGCACAGCGUCUGGUAUUGCAGUCGUCGCGGUUAUGUGUAAACCACAUCGUUGCCCGCACAUAAACUUUACGGGAAACAUCUGUGUAUAUUGUCCCGGUGGUCCGGAUUCGGAUUUCGAAUAUUCCACUCAAAGUUACACAGGUUAUGAGCCUACUUCUAUGCGGGCUAUACGAGCUCGGUACAAUCCAUAUAUACAGACUCGUCAUAGAGUCGAACAGCUGAAGCAGUUGGGCCAUAGUGUGGAUAAAGUUGAGUUUAUUGUGAUGGGAGGCACUUUUAUGAGUCUACCUGAAGACUACAGAGACUAUUUUAUAAGAAAUCUUCACGAUGCACUAUCAGGUCACACGUCAAGCUGUGUGGCGGAGGCUGUGAAGUUCUCUGAGAGAGCUAAGACCAAGUGUAUUGGCAUCACCAUAGAGACACGGCCUGACUACUGCUUACAGCGGCAUAUGAGUGAUAUGCUCAAUUAUGGAUGCACCAGGCUAGAAAUAGGAGUACAGUCUGUUUAUGAAGAUAUAGCAAGAGACACAAAUAGGGGGCAUACAGUCAAAGCUGUGUGUGAGAACUUCAAUCUUGCGAAGGAUGCUGGAUUUAAGAUUGUAGUCCACAUGAUGCCAGAUCUACCCAAUGUAGAUUUUGAAAGAGAUGUGGAACAGUUUAUAGAAUUUUUUGAGAAUCCAGCAUUCAGAGCUGAUGGAUUAAAAAUCUACCCUACAUUGGUUAUUAGGGGCACAGGCCUGUAUGAACUGUGGAAGACUGGAAGGUAUAGGAGCUAUCCACCAUCAACUCUGGUGGAUUUGAUUGCUAAGAUCUUGGCUUUGGUACCUCCAUGGACUAGGGUUUACAGAGUCCAGCGAGAUAUUCCCAUGCCCCUAGUGUCAUCGGGAGUGGAGCACGGAAACUUGAGGGAGCUGGCGUUGGCACGUAUGGCGGAUUUGGGCACGGACUGCCGGGAUGUGAGGACUAGGGAGGUUGGCAUUCAGGAGAUACACAACAAAGUUAGGCCUUAUGAGGUAGAGUUAAUAAGGCGUGAUUACACAGCAAACGGUGGCUGGGAGACAUUCCUAUCAUACGAAGACCCUGACCAAGAUAUCCUAGUAGGAUUGCUGCGUCUCAGGAAGUGCGCCAAGGAUACAUACCGGCCGGAGUUGAAGCCAGGGCCGGGGGCGACCUUCACACAGUGCAGUAUUGUGAGAGAGUUGCACGUCUAUGGCUCUGUUGUCCCUGUAAACGCUCGAGACCCAACAAAGUUCCAACACCAGGGUUUUGGCAUGCUCCUAAUGGAGGAAGCGGAGCGGAUCGCCCGAGAGGAACACUGCUCUGACAAGAUGGCUGUUAUAUCGGGCGUCGGUACACGGAACUAUUACGCCAAGAUCGGCUACCAUCUCGAGGGCCCGUAUAUGGUUAAGAUGCUUUAAAGAUAAGGGUAUUUUUAAGCGAAAAUGUUUAUAAUAAAAAUUGAUAAAUACGUUAUA